Messenger RNA from Oryzias melastigma (Indian medaka), 1315 nucleotides. RefSeq lists its product as uncharacterized. The transcript has 3 exons. Bases 26 to 1249 code for a protein of 407 amino acids. The record is from RefSeq and is a predicted model, not a curated record. Lineage: Eukaryota; Metazoa; Chordata; Actinopteri; Beloniformes; Adrianichthyidae.
UCUGAUUUCACAGUCAGAACUCACCAUGAUCCUGCUGGGCCGCAUGCUGUGCCUUCCCUCUCCAGCCACCGUGCAGGAGCUGUUCUCUGUGGCUCGCGAUGCCAGCAUCCUUCCUGACAUCUCCCUGGAUCCCGUCCUCACCUCCUUCCUGUCGCUGGAUUCCAGCGCUGCGCUGCAGCAUCACUUUGACUUCUUACAGAGGGGCAUGAGCCCACAGCAGCAGACGGCGUUCAAUCUCAACCUGACUGCUGCCGUGGGGGGCAGCAGGGUCACUUAUGGAGGAGUAGGGGUUGUUGCUUUGGCGCUCUCCAUGCUUUUUGAUGUGGUUGCACAGCAAGUCAGAGCACAGCAACCAGCUCAUCUAACAACUCAGAGAUCCAAAGCUAAGAAAUGUUUGGGAAUCAGCACGUCUUCCAGGAUCGGCUUGAUAAUCCACAGAUACCUCAGCGUCAUCCCUGGCAUCGCCAACAAUCAGGAUGACAUGGCCGAGACCACAGAGCUCUACGAUGACUGGCUGAACCGAGAGCUGCUGGACCACUAUGAGAGGAUGAUGAACAAGAAGAGGAUGAGCACCGAAUCCAUGCAGCAGUGGCUGACAGGAGCUGCGUUUCAUCUGCACAUGAGGAUCCACCAGAUACGUCUUCAGUCUGUGCCUUUAGGAUCAGCACAGUCAUUCCGUUUGUCCUACAAGACCAGCUUAGGGCAUCUGAUAAAGAAGUACACAUCCUACCUGCGCACAAACAUCCAAGAAGUUGCACCUCCACAAACAAAAAAACCCUCAACCAAAGCAGACAGUAAAACUAAACCUACAAACUUGACCCACAGAACAACCACUUUGGAUCUCUCCAAUAGCCUCCAUUGCAAUGUUAGUCUGGUAACUGGAGCCGUUAACGAUUCUAGAAGAAUCAAUGUGACGGAAAACAGAAGCUGUGAAACGGACAGCUUUGAUAAAACCUUAAGAGACACAAAUACUACUGAAGGAGCAGGGAACAGCCGGGAAACUUCUGCUGUUCAUGACAGUCAGGAGGACAAGAACAGUCAGGGUCUGUUGAUCAUUGAGCCUCUAAGGAACAUUAGUCACAGUGUGCGGCAUCACCCGUGUGAGUCUCAAGCCAUCCAGGAGGCUUUGGUGGUUCGUAUCAUGAAUGCUCAGGACCUGGAGCGCAGCAGAAACUUUUUCCUUUCCCCUGAGAACGUCUUCCAGAGUCUGCUCAGACAGACGGACGACUUUGAGCUCAAAAAAGAAUAAUCUAAAGUCAAUAAUGGGCUUCAUUCAAAGUGUUGCUGAUCAUUUAUGUCUGAUGAAUGAUGUAAA